AUGAGCCUGGACUCCCUGUUCCAGCAAAUUCUCCUCACAGAGCAGCAAGCAGAGGAGAAGCGGCGCCUCAUGCACCAAGUUAAAUUAGACAUAAACAGAAGUCGUGAAAAAAUUAAGCAAAUAACAGAAGAGCUGAAUGAAGCAAAAAUAAAAUUAGAAACUAAGGUUCAACAGCUGUCUGAAAAGCUCUUCUACUUACAGCUUUUGAAGAACCGUGAAGACAUCUUAGAGAAAAAGAAAGUUGAACUUAUGAAUCAAAGGAGUAUUUUUCUCAAAAUCUUUUCAGAUACAAAGAGGAAAAUGAUUGAAGAAGAGGAGAAUUUUAUUAAGGAAAUCACAGAUUUUAACAACGAGUAUGGACUAACAUGUAACAGAGAGCUUUUGAUUAGAAAAAAAGCCAAGACUGAAAUACUUGACUUAGAAACUAAGGCAAAUAUUUUGAAAAAUGAAAUGGAGUCAAUGGAACGUGAAAAUGCUCAGUUAAAUGCACUCCAGCUGCAGAAGCAUGAAUUAAAGCAGGAUUUAUUUACUCUCCAGAGCAAACUCAAAGAUACUGAAGAACAACUACGUGAAGCUGAAGACAUUACAAAAUGUUUAGAAGCAGAAAAAGUCAAAGCUAGUGAAAAGCCUCAGACUGACAUUGAAUGUUUAAGGAUUAAAAAAGAACUGGACAUUUACAAAGAUGAUGACUUGGAAAAUGUUUGUGAAGCUCUUCAAACAGAAAUUGAAUUUCUGCAGAUGAAAUUAUCACAAAAGUCUUCAGGCAAAUAA
Chelonoidis abingdonii (Abingdon island giant tortoise) is the source of this 771-nucleotide messenger RNA. RefSeq names its product coiled-coil domain containing 172 (gene CCDC172). Gene Ontology annotation, cellular component: cytoplasm. NCBI's taxonomy places the organism in Eukaryota, Metazoa, Chordata, Testudines, Testudinidae. The record is from RefSeq and is a predicted model, not a curated record.